Messenger RNA from Mercurialis annua (annual mercury), 2520 nucleotides. RefSeq lists its product as uncharacterized. The transcript has 3 exons. Gene Ontology annotation, molecular function: RNA-DNA hybrid ribonuclease activity; nucleic acid binding. The record is from RefSeq and is a predicted model, not a curated record. NCBI's taxonomy places the organism in Eukaryota, Viridiplantae, Streptophyta, Magnoliopsida, Malpighiales, Euphorbiaceae. Bases 1 to 2520 code for a protein of 839 amino acids.
AUGGUGGAGUUGGAAGUAAUUUUGGGUGAAGCAGAAGAAGGACCACUGAAGACCAUGACAACAGUUUUUAACAUCGUGGAUAUCCCCUUAGCAUACAACGCUAUUUUAGGAAGACCUUUCCUAUACCAAUCCGGCGCAGUCACCAGUAUCAGAUGGUUGACACUCAAAAUUCCUGACAAAGAGGGAAUAGGAACCGUGAAAGGACGCCAGCUAGUCGCGCGAGAACGCAAUCUGAUAACAAAAGAAAGAGGCGAGAGUUUGAACAUUGAAGCAUUUACAGAAGAUCCAGAAGAGGAAGAAGGAGAUAGGAACGCACCGGUAGGUAAUUUAGUAGAAUUCCAGAUCACUCAGAAGAAGGCAGUAAUGAUUGAAAUAGAAAUAUCAGAGGGGGUAGCUACAGAGAUCAAGAGCGUGUUGAAAAAGAAUGGAGACACCUUUGCCGCAGAUGCUUCAGAAGUAGUAGGGAUAGAUCCGGUAGUAGCAUCUCAUAAGCUGACUGUUUACAAAGACACCAAACCGGUAGUGCAGAAGAAGAGACGAUUCGCAGAGGACCGAAGAAAGGUCAUAGAAGAAGUGGUGCGGAAGUUAGAGGCGACAAAGUUCAUAAGAGAAGUAAUGUACCCGGAGUGGGUUGCUAAUGUUGUCUUGGUGAAAAAAGCGAAUGGAGGAUAUCGCAUGUGUGUGGAUUUUACAGAUUUGAACAAAGCAUGCCCAAAGGACAGCUACCCGGUGCCUAAUAUUGAUCAAUUAGUAGAUUCAACGGCAUGCUACCAGCUGUACAGCCUCGCAGACGCAAAGCAGGGUUAUCACCAGAUACCAAUGAACGAAGCAGAUCAGAUAAAGACAGCCUUCACAACGGAUUUAGGCACGUAUUGCUACAACGUCAUGCCGUUUGGGUUGAAGAACGUAGGAGCAACAUACCAGCGGUUACUGAAUUUCAUGUUCAAAGACCAGCUAGGGAGGAACAUCGAAGUCUACGUAGAUGAUUUGAUCAUAAAAAGCAACACCCCAGAAGCGCAUGCCAAAGACCUAGAGGAAACCUUUGCAGUAUUGAACAAAUUCAACAUGAAGUUAAAUCCGGAGAAGUGUGCAUUUGGCAUCAAAGCUGGAAAAUUCCUUGGGUACUUAGUAAGUCAAAGGGGUAUAGAGGCAAAUCCUGAAAAAAUCCAGGCCAUCUUAGACAUGGUGGCACCGCGAAGCAUCAGAGAGGUCCAGAAACUGAACGGAAGGGUAACAGCACUAAGGCGAUUUGUUUCUUCGUCGGCAAAGAGAUGUUUGCCCUUUUUCAAGCAAUUGCGCAAUAUGAAAAAAUUUGAAUGGAAUGAAGAGUCAGGAAAAGAAACAGUUGCAUCAGUCCUAGUAAGGGAAGAAGAAGAGGAGCAGCUGCCUAUUUAUUACUCCAGCAGGACGCUGAAGGGCGCAGAGCUGAAUUACCCGACAAUCGACAAGUUGGCAUUAAUGGUAGUAGUUGCAGCGAAGAAGUUAAGACCAUACUUUCAAGGACACACAAUCGUCGUACGCACCAAUCAGCCUUUGAGGAAGGCACUGCAGAGACCGGAGACAUCGGGAAGGAUGAUCAGCAGGUCCGUUCAACUGGGAGAGCACGAUAUAAGAUAUGAACCAAGGAAAACACUGAAGGCACAGGCACUUGCAGACUUUGUGGUAGAGAUGACGGAGAAACCAGAUAGCGAGGAACCCAGAGAAGCAGUUACUUGGAACCUCUACGUAGAUGGAGCUUCCAAUGACCUCGGAGCCGGAGUAGGUAUCGUCUUGGAAGGACCAAUGGGAAUAACAAUCGAAUAUGCAGUACACCUAAAAUUUAAAGUAACCAACAACGUGGCAGAAUAUGAAGCUCUCAUAACAGGAUUGUCAAUCGCGAGAGAACUGAAAACCGAAGUACUGCGAGUCCAUUGCGACUCCCAGUUAGUCACAAGACAAAUAGGAGGACAAUUUCAAGCAAAAGAAGCGAAGAUGGCGAGAUACAUGGAGAAAGCAAAAGAACUCUUGAAUGACAUAGAGAAAGUCGGAGGCGAAUGGGAAAUCUGCCCUAUACCCAGAGAAGAAAACGCAGCCGCAGAUGCAAUCGCCAAAGCAGCAGCUGCGAAGAGUCAGCGUUUCACAGAAAUGAAGAUGAAAGAAGAACGCUCGACUUCUUCUGUAGACACAGACGAAGAAGUAUUACCUAUAGAAGAGGUAGACACCUGGAUGCAAACACUAUUGGCAUACCUGACGGAUGGCACUCUCCCAGAGCAAACAGCUGAAGCAGCAAAAAUAGUCCGGCAGUCGGCAUCAUAUUCAGUCUUAGAGGGAGUGCUCUACAGGGCAUCAGGCACACACCCAUGGUCUCGGUGCCUGACAAAGGCAGAAGGCCUAUAUGUUCUACGAGAAAUCCAUGAGGGCAUCUGCGGAGCUCACGAGGCAUCAGCAGCCUUGGUCAGGAAAGCAUCCCUGCAAGGUUUCUACUGGCUGUCCAUGAAGAAAGAUGCAGAAGACUUAGUACUCAAAUGCGAGAAGUGCUAG